This is a messenger RNA of Aspergillus oryzae RIB40, 489 nucleotides long. RefSeq lists its product as uncharacterized. NCBI's taxonomy places the organism in Eukaryota, Fungi, Ascomycota, Eurotiomycetes, Eurotiales, Aspergillaceae. The transcript has 2 exons. The coding region runs from base 1 to 489 and encodes 162 amino acids. The record is from RefSeq and is a predicted model, not a curated record.
AUGUGUCGGGAUCAGGGAAUGGCAAUCGCACCAUGGGCACCGCUUGGCCAGGGCAAAUUCAAGUCCUCGGAGGCGCGUAGUAGCGACAGCGAAGGCGGCUGUGGGCGAGCAUCUAAUAUGAGCGAGCAUGAUAUCCAAGUAUCUGAUGCGCUGGAAAAGGUCGCUAAACGAAAGAAUACUACUCUCCAUGCGGUUGCUCUAGCGUAUGUGAUGCAUAAGACGCCUUCCGUUUUCCCCAUUGUCGGUCAACGGAAAGUUGAGCAUCUCAAGGCUAAUGUAGAGGCUUUGAGUGUAAGCCUCUCUGACGAGGAUCUGGCCGAAAUCGACAAUGCAUCCUCGUUCGAUAUCGGAUUUCCAAUGAACUUCAUUUUCCGCGAUUCUUAUACGACGAAUAGCACUGCCGCUGAUGUCUCUUUUACUCGGGUGUCAGCUCAUAUUGAUGCACCUCCUAAUCCUUCCCCCGUGCGGCCUCGUCGUCACCUGGUAUAA